GAAAUGCACAGCUGUCAAUUUGGAAUCCGCAGUCAGUGGUGUUAGUCUGCUGUGUGCAGUGAGACAUUCAUUCCAACAGCAGGAUCUUUAUAUCACAGAGACUUUGCAUGAGUUAUUUGUUAUUUCCCGUCAUCCCUUUGUUUUUGUCUAUUUCUUUAUACAAUUUCCACCAACACGACCCUUCUGCUGGGCAAAAAUGCAAACAAUUUGGAUGCAAGGCACGAAGGGCAUUUAUUGGCCCAUCCAGCACAUUCCAAUUCAUGUUAACUCAGGAACUAACCCCUCUCAACUGAAUGCAUUACUCCCAAGAAAAUGUGCAUAACCUUAGAAUCUUGAUCUGGUGUUCCCACUGACUUACACGUCCCAGGAAGGCAUUUUCUACACUCUUGAGCUGUGCUGAGGCCUUUUCCUGCUUGCAUCUCCAUCAUCUAUUAAUCCAGUGGUCUUCCCACAAGAAAACGUCUCUGCCUCCGCACAAUGACCAACCGAACCCAGUCUUUCUGCUCACAGCUGCCUGGUUGAGAGAUGGUGAGAGCUGGAACCUUCCAGACACCUGGCCAGUGACCUUUGUGUGCAUGUCAAACAGUGCUGAGUUGUUUUUCUUUUUUAUCAUGCUCGAUUUAUCGCUAGUCUAGUUCACCACCUACAUGUGCAGGCACACCACUAGGCAAAGCUUCUGCUAUGGAACUCGUCCGAUUGCUGGGCGUUUUGCUGGUACUACUGUUACCUUACGUGUCUUCCUACCGUGAUCGGAUCAUUGGAGGCCGUGAAUGUUGCGAGGAUGAGCAUCCCUGGCUUGCGCUGCUGUACAGUUUAACAGUGCCCUAUUGCGCUGGAGUAUUGAUCGACUUAAAUUGGGUGGUCACGGCAGCUCACUGCUGUAAAAACAGCAGUGAUAUUGUGGUCCGGCUUGGAGAGCACGACUUGGAAGUAUCAUCCGGCCAUGAGCAGAUGAGGAUCAGCAAGAACACUUUUUUAUUCAACCCCAAAGGAGACUGUGAGUCUGAAUGCAAAGAAGACAUCAUGUUGAUCCAACUGAACGAGCCCGCUGUCCGUACAGAUUGGGUUGCCCCCGUCAACUGGGCCACAAUCUGUCCCGAUGUGGAAACCAUAUGCACUGUGAUGGGUUGGGGCGCAAUCACAAGUCCUGAUGAAACGUUUCCCACUGUUCCUCACUGUGUUAACAUUACGAUCUUCGAAACGAAAUUGUGUCAGGAUGAAUUUCCAUGCAUCGUGCCAGAGAAUAUCCUUUGUGCCGGAGAUCUUGAAGGAGGCAGAGACUCAUGUCGGGGCGACUCCGGUGGACCCCUUAUCUGUGACAAUACGCUUCAUGGCAUUGUGUCUUUGGGGGGCAACCCUUGCGGCCAGCCAAACAUGCCAGCCGUCUACACCAAAAUCUGCAAAUAUGCCGACUGGAUCCAACAACACCUCAGUCAAUCUAGAUCUUAAGCAUGGAAUCUAGAUCUUAAGCAUGGAAUGCUGGCAGGCUUCUUGAAGCACUUUUCGGAAAAGGCUUUCCUCUUUUCAGUGACCCUUUCUUGUAAGCAGAUUCUAUGCACGGUUACUCAUUAGUCUCAUUAAACUGAACGGGACUUACUCCCAGGUGUAAAAGCACCCCAUUGUCCUGUCCCGCCCCAAUUGUCUUUGGAUACAUAUUUUCCGCCAUGGGUAUUAGAAAUUUUGAACAAUUAUACUUGGAUGUGAA
Molecule: messenger RNA, 1705 nt
Organism: Sphaerodactylus townsendi
Lineage: Eukaryota; Metazoa; Chordata; Lepidosauria; Squamata; Sphaerodactylidae
Product: alpha- and beta-fibrinogenase OhS1-like
Exons: 6
Coding region: 682-1449 (255 amino acids)
Biological process (GO): proteolysis
Molecular function (GO): serine-type endopeptidase activity
Source: RefSeq, a predicted model, not a curated record